UACGGCCUGAGAACGUUUUCCGGGUCACAAUCGGUGCCUCGGAGAGCGAGGAGGGUCCAGCCGUGGACUUUGACUUGUAGUAUUACUACUACUACUACUACUACUUACUACAUACUACAUACUACAUACCACUUACUUAACGCCGCCGAAAGCGCUGACGUGUGUCGUGUGGACAAGAACGCCAUGUUCUCCUGAGAGGUCACUUACAUAUACCUGUACAUAUUUACUUAGGCAUAUUUACAGCAUAUUGAAGGUUUUAAGUUAAGUGUUAACAGAUAAUUCCAGCGAAUCGUGGAGAGAACAUAAAAAUGGAGAAAACCGUCAGCCUACCAAGUCAACCUGACAAAAGCACCAAAGUGGUUCUGGUUGAGAGCAGCAGUUCUCCUGGUGGACUGGAACUUGUCAACGCUUACCAGACCACAAGAGUGGGGGAUGCGAUGGAUCUGGUGGCUCUGGCAGCACAAGUACAAAAGGGAGAUGACUUUAUUAAAGCCAACGCCUGCAACAAACUGUCCGUCAUUGCCGACCACAUCAGAUAUCUACAAGAGCAAGCUAGAAAGGUGUUAGAAGAAGCAAAAAGAGAUGCUGACCUUCACCAUGCUGCCUGUAACAUAGUGAAGAAACCAGGAAACAUGUACUACCUCUACCAGCGACCAUCUGGACAAAAGUACUUUUCCAUCAUUUCUCCUAAGGAAUGGGGUCCAAGUUGUCCUCACCAGUUUGUUGGUGCAUUCAAACUUCAACACGACAUGUCCUGGACUCCAGAGGAGGACGUGCAGAAGAGGGACUCCGAGAUCGCCAUCAUGGACAAGCUUGUCAGCCAUCAGACUGCAUUACCGUCUCACCUUGAACUCAAUUUCAGAGGUCUCACCGAUCAAGACGCUGCUCCCGCUGAAUAAAAGCGGCUCAGGAACUUAGUCGUUACUUUUAAUAAAGUGCAAUUAUUCAGUAACAAGAAUAUUACACACAGAUGAUGAUUCAUAAUAAUAACAACAUUUUGCACUUUGUCGCAGCUAAGUUUGGGAUGUUCUUGAAUUUGAACUGAAAUGGCCCCCAUGUUAUUAAUUAAUGGUUAUUAAUUGACAUGUAAAAAGCAUUGCCAAGAAAGAGCAAUAUUAAUACGUACUGUAUGGCCACCAGCUGUCCUGCUCUCUGGCAGUCAAACGUGACUUGUGCUUCACAGUUUCAAAUAAAAAGAACAUUAUUUUACCGUA
Dunckerocampus dactyliophorus (ringed pipefish) is the source of this 1214-nucleotide messenger RNA. RefSeq names its product chromosome 8 C1orf50 homolog (gene c8h1orf50). The transcript is spliced from 5 exons. The record is from RefSeq and is a predicted model, not a curated record. Lineage: Eukaryota; Metazoa; Chordata; Actinopteri; Syngnathiformes; Syngnathidae. The coding region runs from base 309 to 899 and encodes 196 amino acids.